AUGUGCGAACUCCAUCUUUACUGGUGCCCAAGGUGCCGGACGAGAUGGCAGAAACGCAAGAGACUAGCGAGUUGCGAGGGCAGAGAGCAGGCGUCCAAGUGCCCAGAGAGCCUUUGCAUGUACGUCGGAAACCCGAAAAGGCCCAGACGAGAGGAGUGCGAGAAGUGCGCAUGUGUGAUGGAGACCGUCGAGGGGUUCAGCGAAGGCUUAUUUUUCAUACAAAACUCCCGUCUCGAUUGUUGA
Messenger RNA from Colletotrichum paranaense, 243 nucleotides. RefSeq lists its product as uncharacterized. The transcript has a single exon. The coding region runs from base 1 to 243 and encodes 80 amino acids. The record is from RefSeq and is a predicted model, not a curated record. Lineage: Eukaryota; Fungi; Ascomycota; Sordariomycetes; Glomerellales; Glomerellaceae.